AUGAAUCGUCCCACUAAAGAUGAUCUCGAUAAGAUGGAAAGUGAUGUUAUUGCUUUCUAUGAAAUCUCAUGUGGAGUGGCCCCAGACAACUUUGACGUCAUUAUCAACUGCAAAUCAGCCAAAGAAAUCUGGGAUGUUCUCAAAAACUUAUAUGAAGGUUCCGAGCAAGCUAAAGACAAGAAACUCACCACUGCACUCAACGAGUUCAACAACUUCAAAGCUCAUCCAGGUGAGAGUCUUGAAGACUCAUUCAAAAGAUUAAAUCUUAUUUUCACAAAGUUAUCAAACGUUGGCACCGUCCAAAGCAAUCAUGAAACAAACCUUAAGUUUCUCAAUGGUUUGGGUAAGCAUUGGACUACGGCAAAGAUGAUUGUCCACGAAGAUAAGAAGAUUUACACACUAUCUCUCUUCAAGUUGUAUGGUGAACUUCAGGCACAAGAAUCAACCGUGCUAAAAGAUUUUGCAGACUUUAGAGGUCCACUUGCCCUCAUAGCUCAAACCACACAAAAGAAAACCACCCAAUCAUUUGACAAUUAUUCUCUUGCAUAUGACAACCCACCGCAAUCAUAUGAAGCUGAUACAGAAUAUGAUGAUGAUGAAGAAUUUCAAAAGACCAUUGCCCUGUGCAACAAAGAAAAUCACUUUGCUAAAGACUGCAAAGCAAAUGUGGUAAAAGACAAAUCAUUCUAUCUUAGAAUGGUUCAGGAGAUGGAAGAGAAAGAAAAGGCAAGGGCAUACAUGGACCAAAUUAAGAGGGAUCAUCAAGUGUAG
This is a messenger RNA of Lactuca sativa (garden lettuce), 771 nucleotides long. The record is from RefSeq and is a predicted model, not a curated record. Lineage: Eukaryota; Viridiplantae; Streptophyta; Magnoliopsida; Asterales; Asteraceae.